Cryphonectria parasitica EP155 is the source of this 691-nucleotide messenger RNA. RefSeq lists its product as uncharacterized. The coding region runs from base 100 to 531 and encodes 143 amino acids. The transcript has a single exon. The record is from RefSeq and is a predicted model, not a curated record. Gene Ontology annotation, cellular component: cytosol. Gene Ontology annotation, molecular function: pyridoxal kinase activity. Gene Ontology annotation, biological process: pyridoxal 5'-phosphate salvage. NCBI's taxonomy places the organism in Eukaryota, Fungi, Ascomycota, Sordariomycetes, Diaporthales, Cryphonectriaceae.
UCCGUCUCCCUCGACACAUCCACCCCCUCCUCCACUCCGUCCUCCUCCUCUUCCACCCUCAGCAGCAGGCCUCCUAUCCUCUCCGUCAUCGGCUCGACAAUGACCUCAGACCGCAGGCCCCGCGCCUUCAAGAUCCGCUUCCCGGCCAUCGACGCCUACUUCUCCGGCACAGGCGACAUGUUCGGCGCCCUGAUGGUCGUGCGCAUGCGCGAGGCCGUGACCAGCAGCCCCGACGCCUCGUCGCUCGGCACGACCGCCUCGUGGCUCAGCCCAGACGACGUGAGCGCCCCGGACCUGCCCCUGGCGCAGGCCGCCGAGAAGGUGCUGGCCAGCAUGCACGAGGUGCUCGAUGCGACGUGCGAGGGUAUGAAGGCCGAAGUGGCGAGAGUAGAGGCCGCCGCCGCGGAGGCUGGGGCCCUGGACGAGAAGAGGAUGCAUCUCGCGCGAUCCAAGGCGGCGGAACUGAGGCUGGUCAGGCAUUUGGGCUCGCUGAGGGAUCCGAAAGUGGAGUUUAAGGCGCAGAAGAUGUAGAGUCGUGAGCGUAGACGGGUUGCGCGGUUAGAAAGAUUCAUGGUUGCAUUGCUCUGGAGCAUCUGGAUAGACAUUAGAAUGAUGAUGCAGGACAAAAAGAAAGUAGACGGUAGAGGUGGGCAUUAGUUGCGAAUGAAUAUCAAUUCAUGGUUUCUUCUCU